Molecule: messenger RNA, 1008 nt
Organism: Paramisgurnus dabryanus
Lineage: Eukaryota; Metazoa; Chordata; Actinopteri; Cypriniformes; Cobitidae
Product: trace amine-associated receptor 13c-like
Biological process (GO): G protein-coupled receptor signaling pathway
Cellular component (GO): membrane
Molecular function (GO): trace-amine receptor activity
Source: RefSeq, a predicted model, not a curated record
AUGGAGAUCAGAUCAAACUCUUACCAGGAGGAGACUUUACUUAUGGCCUAUAAGACAGAAGAUCAUGAGACUCAAUACUGCUUUCCUGCCAUUAACUCAUCAUGCAUCAAGACAAAACGCUCCACACAUGAAUACAAUAUCAUGUAUGUGUUUUUUUCAUUGCUGUCAGUAUGGACUGUGUUUCUGAAUCUGCUGGUGAUCAUCUCCAUCUCUCACUUCAAGAAGCUUCACACUCCAACCAACAUGCUCAUUCUCUCUCUGGCUGUGGCCGACCUGCUUGUAGGACUUAUUGUCAUGCCAUUGGAGGCGAUAAGGUUGAUUGAAACAUGUUGGUACUUUGGAGACACUAUCUGUAGACUGUUUUUAACAAUAAUGGGAUUGCUCACUAAUACAUCUUUGAGUAAUUUAGUUUUAAUAGCUGUUGACCGAUAUGUGGCUGUGUGUCAACCUCUGCUGUACCCACAGAAAAUAACAACGGCUAGAACAAUAAUUAGUAUCUGUGUUUGCUGGUUCUGCUCUUCAGUUUAUACCAAUUCAGCUUUAACUACCUCACAAAGUAGAUACACAUGUUAUGGAGAAUGUACAUUUAUCAUUACUUUUGUCUGGAAAAUCAUUGACCUGUUCCUGUUUUUUCUGCUUCCUUGUACCGUCAUUAUAACUUUAUAUUUGAGAAUCUUUUAUGUCGCACAUCAUCAAGUGAAAGUUAUAAACUCUCUGAUGAGGAGUGGAAAACAUCUAACAGAAGGUUCAGUGAGGAGGAAAUCUGAGAGUAAAGCCGCUCUGACAUUAGGAAUCAUUGUGACGGUUUAUCUGUUUUGCUGGAUUCCCUAUUAUAGUUUAUCUUUAACACCAAUCACAAGCAUGACUUCUGUUAUAGCCUAUUUUAUAUUAUGGAUGUUGUAUAUUAAUUCAGGUCUGAAUCCUCUCAUCUAUGCUAUAUUUUACCCCUGGUUUAGAAUGUCAGUUAAACACAUCCUAAAUCUAUCCAAAAUAUUUAAGCCAGCAUAA